Closterium sp. Naga37s-1 is the source of this 4218-nucleotide messenger RNA. Lineage: Eukaryota; Viridiplantae; Streptophyta; Zygnematophyceae; Desmidiales; Closteriaceae. The record is from the annotation of a GenBank genome assembly.
AUGCCCGGCGCGACGCUGACGGACACGCGUCCAUCGAUGGACGGCUUGCUCCACGGCGUCGCCAGCGGCGGUGCUGGCGACCCUCCGGUGGCGAUUGCGACCUUCGAGGUUUCGCGAAAGACUCUCGCCGGUGCAGACGACCGCCGCGAUACGGCGAGUGAGAUCGCCGGAUCGCCGACGAUCACCGGCGGCGACGGCGCUUCACCAGAGAAUGAGGCGCGCUGUGAGUCGACGCCAGCAGCAGCGGGAAGACCCGCCGAUGCCGUUGCAGACGGCGAGGGGAUUGGCGGCUGGUGGGGCAGGCGAGCCGCGGAGAGCGGCGAGUCGGCGGGGAAGGAUUCGUGCAACGAUUCCGACGAUUCGGCGGCGAGCGACUGGAACGGCUGGCGAGCGGGGAAGGCGGCGACGGAUGGCGAGCACGUGCCGUAUGAUGGCAAAAAGGUGGGGACUGGUGGUGAAAAGGCGGCGACAGAUGGCGAAAAGGAAGGGAACGGUAGCGAAGAGAAGGCGGCAGAUGGCGAAAAGGAAGGGAACAGUGGCGAAAAGAAGGCGACAGAUGGCGAAAAGGUGGGGAAAGGUGGCGAAGUGGCGGCGACGGGAGGAGGUGCGGCGAGGCGACAGAGGAAGACGGCGGAGGCUGCUGCAGCCGCCAUGAAGCGGAAGGAGGAUCGCGAGCGUCGCAGAGAAUCAGCUGACCUCCUGGCGACGUCGCAACGACUUCUUCGCGAGAGCAGUGUGAAGUUCGCGCGGCCGCGGCUGGCCACCAUCUCGCUGGGCGGCUUCUUCACCUGCAUGCGCGCGCGCAUGGCGCUGCUGGAUGCGCGCAUGCCGCGGUGGGUCAUGGUGGAUGGGGGAUGGGUGGGGAAGGCGGCCUCAUUCUGGGUGUGCCAUGCUGUGCAAAUGUAUCUGACUGUGCUUUGCUGUGCUUUCAGCGGCCUCAUUCUGGCGGCCUCAUUCUGGGUGUGCCAUGCUGUGCAAAUGUAUCUGACUGUGCUUCAUGUGCGUUGUGUGUUCUGCGUGUCCCGAUUCCCUACCCUCGCCCUGCAUGCAUCGGACAGAGAAACGGAAGAGGAGGACGAGGAAGAUGAGAUGGAUGACGAGGACGAUGACGUGGACGGUGAGGAUGAUGACGUGGACGGUGAGGAUGAUGACGUGGACCGGGAGGAGGAGGAGGAAGAAUCGGGGGAGGAGGAAGAAAAGCCCAAGGCACGGACGAGCGAGCGAGGAGAAGGGGAGAAUGCCGGAGGCGCCACUGGCACUGCUGAUGCUGCUGCUGUGUCCAGUGGUCUGAUCGCCGAAAUGCUGCGCCGUUUCGCACAGGAGGAGGCGGAGGAGGGCGAGGAGGAGGAUGAUGAGCUCAUCGUGCUUGAAUGCUCCCCUCCUCCUGCUGCUGCUGCUGCUGCUGUUGCAGCUGCGACAGCAGGAGGGGUGGGAAUAGGCGGGGCAGCAGGAAGCUCAGCAGGAGGGGCAGCAGGAGCGGCAGCAGAAAAAGAUGCAGAUGAGAAGGGAACAACGGGAAAGGGGGAGGAGAAGGGAGAGGUGGAAGGCGCGUGUGCUGUGGAGCAAGGGGGCCAGGUAGGAAGGGAGGCGCAGAUGAAGCGUGGAGAAGACGAGGCUAGGGACGACGACAAGAUGAGGGCCACGUGGGAACAGGGUGGGGAGGGAGGGAAGCGAGAGAAGGGGGGAACGGAGGAGAAUUGGGACAAGGGAGAAAAGGGCAGUGCAACGAAGUGCCCGGGGAAGGGAUGUGGCACAGGCGAGGGCAGGGGCAGGGACGGGCCUGGGAGGAGCAGGGAGCGAGAGAAGGUGUGUGGGCGAGCGCAUGUGGGGAGUGCAGGGACGGCAUUGGACUCUAACGCUGGUGGUGCUAAGAGGGAGGCAGCUGCUGGGGUGUCCGCUGGGAGAGGGGCGGUGGAGGGAGAGAAUACAGGUGCGGCAGGGCGAGGGGAUGAAGGGGAGGAAGGGGAGGAAGGGGCAGGCAAGGCAGGGGUGGUGACAGCAGGGCAGAAACCAGAUGGGGGCGGUGAUGGGGGGAAACUGGGAGGUGCAGAGGGGGGGAAGCAGGGGUCGGCUGAUGGGGAAAAGCAGGGGGACGCAGAGGGGGGGAAGCAAGGGGGUGCAGCGGAGGGAAAGCAGGGGGGCGCAGCGGGGGGAAAGCAGGGGGGAGCAGUGAGGUGGUGGGUGGGGGCGCGCAAGGCAGCAGGAGUGGGGCCCAAGUCGCUCAGUCAGUGGGCGAAGGGGCGUGGGGGAGGGGCGGAUACGCAGGGGGGGAAGGUGGGAAGUGGAGGAGGGGGCGGAGGUGGUGGUGCUGCUGCUGGCGCUGGUGUUAAUAAUGCUGCUUCUGCUGAUGGAGUCGGUGUUGGUGUUGGUGCUGGUGCUGGUUCUGGUGCUGCUGCUGAUGCCGGUGGUGCUGCUGCUGCUACCACUGCUGCUGCUUCCGCUGACGAUGUUACAACUGGUGCUGCUGCUGCUUCUGGUGCUGCUGUUUCUGCUCGUGGUGCUAGUGCUGGUGCUGCUGGUGCUAGUGGUGGUGCUGGUGCUGCCGCUGGAGUCAAUGGUAAUCAGAGCGGGGGAACAGCCAAGGGAUUGUUUGGGCUGAGAGAAGCCGGGCGGAGAUUCAUUGAUGAUUCUGCUAUGGAGGAUGGGGGGGAGGAGGAGGAGGACGAGGAGAGGGAGGGAGGGAAUGAUGAGGAGGAGGAGGAUAGGGGUACAGCUUUGGGGGCAAAGGGGCGAGAUGCGAAUUGGGAUCGGAUGGAUAUAGAGGAUCUCGGAGAGGAUGACAGUGAUGGUAACGGAGCUGCUUGUAACGAGGACGAGGGACAGGGGGAGGUGGACAAGGGGGUGGGAGAUGAGGACGAGGGGGAAGAGGAGGAAGAGGAGGAAGAGGGAGAAGAGGGAGACGAGGGGGAAGAGGGGGAGGAAGAGGAGGAGGAAGGGUCAGAUGGUGCGUUGGAGAGAGCAGCACUGCACAGGCAGUGGGAGGAGGAGGAGGACGAGAGAGUGCAGGGGGCGGUGAUGGGCGGAGUGCAGGGGGGCUGGGCGCAUGUGCGCAUGGGCAGGCGGAACCAGGGCGGGGGGGAACGGGGGAGCAUGGGAGUGGGUCUGAUGGGGGAUGGGGAGGAGGAGGAAGAGGGAGAGGAGGAGGCGGAGGAGGAAACGGGGGAGAAUGAAGGGUUGAGGAAAGAGGGAGUGAGGAAGAGGAAGAGUGGAGAGAGUGGGAAGGGAGAGGGAGGGAAAGCGAAGGGGGCAGGUGGUGGGGAGUGGGGGUUACUGGCAAAGAAAGUGAGGAUGCUCAAAGAGAAGGCGGGGGGAGGAGGGACGAAGCAGGGUGGAGAGGGGAAGGGACUGGAGGAGGAUGGCCUAACUGAGAGUGCUCGUGGUGAUGCUGAUGCUGUUGGUGCGGGGAGGAAGAGCAGAGGCGAGGGAGAGGAGAUGGACGAUGAUUCUGCGAGUGACGAUGCUGAGAAUGGCAGCAGCAGCGACAUCGAUGGUAGCAACGGUGUUGGCAGUGGUGAUGGUGGUGAUGAGGGCGAUAAGAGCGAUGAGGAUGAUGAGGGUGAGGAGGAGGAUGGUGAUGAGGGCAAGAUGGCAUCGCAAGACCUGGCAGAGCACAUGCGAGCCAAGAGACGCGUAGAGGAGAUGGUGAGUGGGGGAAAGGCGGUGAGUGGGGCGGUGGUGAGUUGGGGGGAGGUUGGUCCUCUCACACACAUCCUCUCCCUUGCUCUCCUCUUCCCCCACCUUCCCCCCACCCUGGCAGCACCACAAGGAGGUGCGGGACACGUCCCUUGGCUCCCUCUCAAUUCUCCGCUCUCCAAACCUUUCUCUCUGCCCCCCCUUCCGUCAGCAUCUCAGGGAGCAUCACAGGGAGGUGAGGGACACAGUGCUGGGGCAGUGGAAGCAGCACUCCCACCGCAACAUCACAGUCGUCAGAGGGGCCGCACCACCUGCCUUGCACUCACCUUUCACUUCAUUACAGUCACGCGGCCCUCCCUUACAGUCCCACGGUUCUCCUUUACAGACACAUGCCCCCCGCUUGCAAGCACACCGACCGUCAGUCAACACCUCUUACAGCCAUUUCAACCGCACUGCACCUGCACCAGUUCCAGCCUCCCAGUGGAGCGGUGCCGGCCAUUCCAUUCCCGUGAGUCCUCUGCUCUCUGCCCAUUCCUCCCCUCUCUGCCUGUUUCUUCAUUGUCUCUUCCAUUCUGCCCCUCUUAG